Molecule: messenger RNA, 6551 nt
Organism: Schistosoma haematobium
Lineage: Eukaryota; Metazoa; Platyhelminthes; Trematoda; Strigeidida; Schistosomatidae
Product: Dynein intermediate chain 2, axonemal, variant 2
Exons: 7
Coding region: 2432-3082 (216 amino acids)
Biological process (GO): cilium movement; outer dynein arm assembly
Cellular component (GO): outer dynein arm
Molecular function (GO): dynein heavy chain binding; dynein light chain binding
Source: RefSeq, a predicted model, not a curated record
UACCAAACGACCGCACAAAUUGAAAAAUGGAAGCAAGUUAUGUUUACUCUAAAAAACGCUCCGAAUUCGGGAGGCAGUGUAACUUAAGCGACAAAAAUGCUGAAGUCCUGAUAGAAAUAUUACCGGAUGCAGAGUUGUCUCAAAAGUUUAUCGAAAUGAAUCCUGUAGACAAAGGUGUUCAGUGCUCACAAGAAAUGUCUGAACACGAAGCCAAUACCGAAAGGUACAGAUCAGAAACACAUGGAAUGAAUCACACGGAGGGUGGCUGGCCGAAAGAUGUCAAUCCGCAGGAACCUGAUCAGGUAAUUAGAUAUCGAAAGAAAGUUGAGAAAGAAGACGUCUAUAUUGCGACAGUUCAUAAACUAGGAAACAUUAUGGAACAUUGUAUUAAACAAAAUAAUGCCCUAAACAUAUACGAGAACUACUUCGAUGACGUGUAUCUAAAUGCUUCUGAAGAUUCCCUAUCUGCAAAGACUAUAAACGUUCUAAAGUGAAACAAGUUCAUCUUUAUAUUUUGAUGAUUUAGAGACAUAAACGAUUAUAAGCGCAGCGUUGCCUACUUAUCCUGGUUUACAGAUGGUCCAACGAAAUUAGCAGUUGCUUACUGUAACACGGAGUUUCAAUCUCAGUCCCUAUCGAAUGAUUCAUAUAUAUGGGACUUAAACAAUCCCAAUAGACCAGAGUUGAUACUUAAACCAGCUUCUCCUCUUGUUUGUAUAGAAUACAACCCUAAAGACUCUCAUACGUUAAUUGGGGGAUGUUACAAUGGACAGUUGGCUUUCUGGGACAGGCGUAGGGGCUCACUCCCAGUUGAAUUAUCUCCAGUUGAGCAUAGUCAUAGAGAUCCUGUCUGGAAAACGCUGUGGAUACAAUCGAAAACUGGUACUGAGUGUUUCUCCACUGGGACCGAUGGACAAGUUUUCUGGUGGGAUGUUAGAAAGAUGUCUGAACCUACAGAAUUUCUUUACCUUGACCCUACCAAAAAACAAGACAUUUCUUGUGCUCAGGGUGCGUAUGCACUGGAGUACGAAUCUACAAUGCCAACGAAGUUUAUGGCUGGAACCGAGCAGUGACUAUUUCGAUGAAUCUGGUGUUCAUCUGAUUGUACUAAUGAAUUUUGGCAAGUUGGACCGACGCAAAUAUAAGCCUGUUCCUAUGUUGUACCUGACUGACUGAGUAAAAUUUUGUCUCUAUAAUCGAGGAGUGUUAUGGAUUAUUAACAACCCAAUUUUUAUUACAUCCACUAAUAAUCACAAAUCGUUCGUUUCUCGCUGUAUUUAACGAAUGUGGCAUGCUCGGUUUUAUGAAAUUUCACUUCUUAUCAUCUAAUUACUUUUACAUGUAUCAUUAGUUGAUACCAAACUAAUAUGAAUUUAUCUAAAUAAAUGGGGAGUAAAACCCUAUACACAAUAUUAUUAUAUUGAAUAACGAUUUAUGUCCUAAAAUAUCUUUUAAAUAUGUGAUAUGUUUAUUUGAUCAUUUGACUAUAUGACCUUAUUCAAUCUCAUGGUAUGUUAUUCCAUUUUGAUUGUGAACACUGUCAAAACGUUGCUUUAUAUGCCUAUGUGUUAGCCGCUUAUUUAAACAUAUUCAUUAUUCAUAAAAAUGAUGCUUGAUAACUUAAAUAAACGUCUUGAAACAGCCAUUUUUUUAUACAAUGCUUUGAUAUGUUUGCCUACUAGCAACACGUGACAAACGAAAUUUUCCGACCUGAUUCUACCGAAUUUGUGGCCAAACACGGAAAACGUUACGAAGUGAAUACAUAACUGAAGCUCUACUACUUAACCCAGAUCAUCGCAACAAAUUUUGAAGGAAAUAUGGAAUGAAGUUUUCAGUGUUUCUGUAAAUAUUUAUAACGUGAUUCAGGCACAUAAGGCAGGGUACGAUAUUUCUCAUAUUACAUACUAAACCUCGUAUUCUCGAGAAAAUAAAAGUAUACACGUUUGAUAGAUCAAUACAUUUACGACAAAUUAACAUGGAUUUCCGUCUAGAUGGCCAAUCUCAACCCCUAAAAAAUAAUCAAAGCGUGACAUAAGUGAAAUUCACUUAUUGCUUUAGUGUUUUCCAGACUACAUGUACCUCUAUGUGAUAAUGAAUUAUGGAUGAGAGACCUAAAUUAAUAGAUUGUGACAAAACAACAUGAUUGAUUAUGCAUACACCAGUCGUCUAGAGAAGACCAUUGAAGCACGUUGAUUAAUAAUCAUUUAUUCCUUAUAUAACUUAUAGGUUGCUUAGAAAUAAAGUCAUUAUAUUUGGAAACAGGCUCAAAAAGGGAAUUAACUUGUUGUCAUUAAUAUUAACAUUUUACAAAAAUGACAUAUGUCAACCAUGUAGCUGAUAUCGACUAAACAGUGUUACGAUGACAAGUUACUAAAUAAGACAGAAAGAAUGAUGAACGUCCACUUUGAAAUGACCCUUUAAUUUUUAGGGAAUGAUUAUCUCCUGCAAUCGGAAAGGUAAAACACCUGCGGAAAAAAUCGUUGCUGUUUAUCCUGGACAUAUCGGACCUAUUUAUGCAUUACAAAGGAACCCAUUUUUCCCCAAGAACUUUCUUAGCAUUGGGGACUGGACUGCCCGAAUAUGGUCAGAAGAUAUUCGAGAAUCUCCUAUAAUGUGGACAGCUAAUCACAACCACGGUUUGUCGGAUGGCUGCUGGAGUCCUAUCCGACCGGCCGUAUUUUUUGCUACACGUUUGGAUGGAACACUUAGUAUAUGGGAUAUUAUAUUCAGACAGAAAGAACCUGCACUGAAUAUUCAGAUAUGUGAAGAACCACUCCUUUGUCUCAAAGUCCAAGAACAAGGUCGACUUGUUGCAACAGGAUCACAUAGUGGAAUAUGCACGAUCCUAGAACUCUCUGAAGGGUUUUGGAAUCAGCCUAAAAACGAGAAGUCAUUAGUCACUGCCAUGUUUGAAAGGGAAACCCAUCGUGAGAAGAUUCUGGAGGCCAGAAAUCGAGAAAUAAAACUACGAAAACAAAAAGCACAGGGGACAGUGAGUUUACCUAUGAAUAUAUGUAAUAAAAACCAUAUUAAAAUAAAAUAUAUCGUCCAUCCUAACCGAAGAAGACAGAAACAUGAAUAAUGAUUCUGAAAAAGUCUAUUAAUAAGAAUCUUCACUCACAAAUAUUCGCAUUAAAAAAUAGAACAGCUUUGUUCUGGAAAGCGUUAAUAUAAUUAUCCUAAACAACAUUGGAUUUAGAUGCUUCCAAAUACCCCUUUAGAAUUGUUAGCAUACAAUCUGGGCAACUAUAUUAUAUAUUAGAAGUCAGUUAAUAAAUAAACUUAAUAUUCGCAAUUCUUUCUUUGAACUCGAGUCUGAUUACAGUACGACAGAACGAGAAUGAUGUAGAUUGUAGGAAGUAAUUUCUUAUAGAUGUAAUUCUAAACUAUUCUCUAGACUGCCGAGCACAAAUCUUAGCUUAGCCAAAGUUAGAACAAGUAUGCUAUUUGGUUUGAUAAACUGUCUGUUUCUAAAACGUAGAUUAACACUGUUAGUAUACAAAAUAAGCAAUUAGUAUAGUCAUUUCAAUGGUUGAGUCGAUUGAAGCUAGACCACUAUGGAAAACCUUGAAGCACUGGACGACCGUUUCGUCCCAUCGCGGGACUCCUCAGCAGUGCGCACCCAUGAUCCCGCCCCAUGAGGUUCGAACUCAGGACCUAUCAGUCUCGUGCGCGAUCGCUUAACCUCUAGACCACUGAGUCGGCACCCAACUGUGUUAAUAUCUGUUAAACAGAGAAAAGAGACAUAAAUAAAAUUACCGAACAGUAACUAGAGAAUAGGAAAAAUGAGUCAACAAACUUAAUAUCUCCCAUGAUAAACAUAAAAUUAUGAUUGGUGAGUAAGCAAAGCAUAGUCAUACAAGGUCAAAGAAAGUUAAUGUGGUGGUGGGCGUUCCAUGUUAUCAUUGGUGGGUUAGUUUAUCGACUACAUUUUGCACUAAUGAAAUCCAUAUCUCACCUCGUGUAUAUUCCGUCGGCAAAUCACAUUGACACACCAUAGAUAAAAUUCGGAUACGAUACGUAUUCGACAUAUAUGUUACAGACUUAUUAAUAUUGAAAGGCAGAAAAGCUAUCAAAAAUGCGGCAAAUGCACUAAGCAUUCGAUUCCGGCAAUACACCGACUUUCCUUAUAAGUCGUAAAAAGUACGGAGUGGAUAAACGCAUACGUACCACCAAAGACACAUAGACAGUAUUUCUAAUGGAACCAUACUCACUAGACUAAUAUGUUAACAAUUAUUUCCCCAACUGAUAAUAUGGGUUCAAGAUGUCAUGUAGCCAGCUAACUGUAGGGUUCUAGUUAUCUUUCUAUUACAAAAAUUCUACUCAUUGUUCUUUUAUCUAUUAUUAGAAAAGAGAUAUGGUCUAUUGAGCAUUCCACUGAUCGUAUCAGUUAAGAAAUAUUUUAAUUCCGAAAAUUUCGUCAGCAAUGAAUACAAACCAGAGAAACCAAUCACUAAAGUUCUUACUAAUAUUUCUAGUAUUACCAAGAGCAGAAAACCUAGAAAAGUUUAUCACAGUCAUUCUACUAAAAGCACACGGUUUCGACGUGCCCAGUUGAUGGUUCUUAAAACUGGAAGUUCUUUCCACAUUGUAGUUGAACAUGAUGUUUCGUAGCAAACAACCAGACUUUAUUGGGAGAAUCACUUUUACUUUCAAUUUAUCCUUUCUAAAAAUAACUGAGAACGAAGAGCGAUAUUAACAUCAAGUGAAAUUUCCCACUUUUGAUGUUCACUCACAACUAUUUUAAAGAUUCGUGCUUUAUUGGCAAACUACCCGAUCAAAACUUGCUAAAAUGAAACUUGAGAAAAUAAGACAGAUGUCCCCACGAUCAUUUGGUCCUUAAAUGCUGUGAGAGUAGUAAAUUUUGAUAUCAGUAUUGUUGUUUAAAGAUAAACUUAGAGUAACAAACGUUGCUGAUGAAAACUCAAAGAAAACAUUCAAGUGAUGUUGGGGCGAUUUCGUUAUACAGUAAACACAUCCUAACAGCCUCUGAUAAAUCCUGACACUUAGUUAUUUCAAAUCAAUGUACAACGUAGAAAACUAAUUACCGAACCUUGAAUCAGAAGAAAAUCUGUUGCCAUUGUUUCCCCACUCGAGGUUUCUGAAAGACAGCAACAAUAGUCAUGUUUACCUGUUUAUUCACUAAGGAAUGAAAACAUCACCCCAAAAGACGUCAUUUACGCGAUGGCUAAAUUCUUUCAAGCCACAAAGCUUGUAUCAUGGUUGGAUAUCUACAAAUAGAGACCACUUUUUAUAUUUCAGAAGUGAUUCAAAAAAAUGGUCGAGCCAAGAACAGUUAGUCAUUCAAAGGUUAUUCGAAUUUGUAACGCAUAUGAAUUGUCUAACUGUCGACCCGAGCCAAUCCAGUGAUGAAGACUUUUUAAGUCGUGGAUAUGAAUGAAAACACUGAGUGUAUACAUCAGGUAACAGUACCCAUAUUCUGGAUCAUCAGAGUAAUCACUUAACCCCCUUAUCACUUACAAUUUAUAGGCCUUCAUUAAAUUGCCCCUCAAGACAAAUACCCUGUCUGACUGAAUAAUUUUGUUGGUCUCAUCGCAUGUUUUGAAGCAUAAUAACUUUACUCUACGCGCUCCCAUACUGGGUUUUACGUUGUAUGGUAGAUAACAUUUCAUAUACUCAACUGCGCUUAGUCACCCGUAAAGAACAGACUUUGUGAUUAAGGCAUUCACAUCUGCCUGUUUAUUCUAGGAUUUCAGAGAAUAGGGAUCAUUCUUACUAACAUGUACACGAGAAACUAACUAUACUUGCGUAUACAGUCAUAUAAUUCCGAUGGAUAAGAAUGGUGAAACAGCAGCUCCCGACACUAAUGCAGUUGGUUCAAUGUGCGACAACCGAAAUGAGUACGAAUCAUAAUGAAGAACAAGUUGUUACAUGUUAUCUACAUAAUAACAUUUUGCGUAAAUAUACCCUUAUUUCAUCCUGAACCAAAACACUAAAAAACUAAGCCUUAUUUGCUUACGACUUUAUCCGAACCCCCUGUUAAACACUGAUAAUUAUGUGAUUAUAACACUACACGCUCUAUUUUCAUAAUUUGCUUUAUCUGAUUCCGACUACCUUAAUCUUUUGGUAAAGAUCAGUUUCUUUUGCACAGGAUGAGACAACUGCUAUUGAUGAAGAAGAAUUAGACACAAAACGAGUGGAAGAAAUUACACGUUCAACACAAGAACAAUUUUUUGAAACCAUUGAACGAAAACUCAAAGAACGUGAGCUAAGAGAAAAGCUUGCUAUGGAAUCUGCACAAACUGCAAGCAAUAAACAGUUAAAGAAUGAAAUAGUACUUGAUGAGGAAGAAGAACGUCCUGUAUCAAGCGACGAUGAGCAAGAUGUUGUUGAAAGGGAAGGAGAACAAGUUUUGCAAACUGAAGCAGACGAACCUAGUGAAGCUGUUCAGUCUUAAUCUAGAAUUCAAGAUAGCUCACAUCAUGUUCUGAGUUUAUCGCUGAUGAUAAACGGAUCUGGAUGUCUGCUGAUGUUAUGUUAUAUCGAAUUUUUUCUCGGAAUAUUAAAAUAUAAUAAAGUUUUUGGUGCAG